Molecule: messenger RNA, 3741 nt
Organism: Dioszegia hungarica
Lineage: Eukaryota; Fungi; Basidiomycota; Tremellomycetes; Tremellales; Bulleribasidiaceae
Exons: 4
Coding region: 1-3741 (1246 amino acids)
Cellular component (GO): mitochondrion
Source: RefSeq, a predicted model, not a curated record
AUGCCUAAACCAACUUUCCUCCAGACGGUCCUCCGCAAGCCCACACGGUCAUAUGCCGACCCCAACGCUCCUUCGCCAUACGCGGAUGUACCAGAAAGGGCAUACCAGUACGCCCCGCCCUCAUCCCGGUACUCUGCACGGGUCGACAAUGGUGUCCACCUAGGGUUCAGAGAUUACGCCUAUGAUGACGGGCAUGCUCAGCCUGCACUAAAGGCUCGAAAGGCGCGGUCGGUCGUCUCGGAAGCGAUACAGGAGGAACCGUACAAUGCCAGCCGAUUCCCCAAGGCACGCAAGGCGCAGAGCACGGUGGGAUUGAGAGAGGCAGCGGCAGGAAGGCCGGCGUCUGCGGCGAGCGGGACGGUAAAGCGGAAGAAGAAGAAGACUGUGGAUGCAGAGUCGGUGAUUUCGCGGAAUGCAGGUCAAGGGAGGCGGCAGCAGGAAUGGCGGCCAGAGGAGGAAGAGGAGGAGCCGGAGACUCCUCAGAGACGGCCCGCCGCUCGUCAAAGGGAAGUCAGCAAUUCGUCCUCAUCGGCUGCGUCGUCUUCACUUCGUCCUCGGUCUCCAGUUCGAAAUGCCUCGCCCCUCGGCCCUGACGCUCCCUGUGGGCAACGCUCCAAAGGCAAUGCUGUUCAAAAGAUUGUCGCAGGCGGAGCAGCGCCACCUACCCCUCCUUCCAGCGAGCCCUCCAGCAGCCGCUCAUCCCGCGAGCGGAUGGACUCGGCCGCAAAGUCAAUGGGGGAUAUGCACCUCGGCGAUGAUCGGAUCGCGCGCAGCGAUACUGUCAAGUCAGCCCGGACCAUUCGGCAACAGCCCAUGAGAACGUAUACCCCGGAGGAGGAACAAGGGGACGAGGCGGAUGUGCUCGCUCGUGGCGCAGCGGUCCCAGCCCCAAUCAUCGUCGAGCCGGAGAAGGAGACCACUCCGCUCGACCAAGAGAUCCCCAUGUUCAACAUUCAACCACCUACCCCUGCGCCAUUUCCGGACCCCGGCGAGACGCCGUUUCACAAAGAACAGUACCCACACUCGCCGUACCAGCUUGGAGCGGCGUACGAGUCGCCCUCAAAGCAUGCAGCAUCACCUGCCGCGCAGAGGGACGUCCGGGAGGAGGAUCAUGAGGGGGACAUGGGGAGUGAACACGGCGAGGCGGGAUCAGAGGAGGAUUCCGAGUCCUCGCCACACUCCAGCACCUCGGCGAACAAUCAACCCCGCUCGCGUCCUCCAUCGGUUGCCUACACCGCUCCUCUCCUCGGGUCGGAGGCCCACUCACGUCGGUCAGUAUCUCGCCACUCGUCCCGCAAUUCCGUCGUCGGCUACGGGGAGCACCGGCGUCAAGGCUCAUACCCCAUGUCCGAGGCGUCCAACGGUGGUCGAGGCGCCCGGGAAGGAAGCAUCCGCUCCUCUGGCUCCGGGUUCGGGAGGGGCGGAUGGGCCGUGGCUGCCGCCUCCACUGCGUCCGCGUCUGGACGGAACACACCGCAGAUGUUCCUCCCCUCCGGCCCAAACUCGGGAUGGGGCGAGUUCCACGUCCCCGUGCCUCCUCCUCGCCAGUCUAGCUUCACACCGCUUCCGUCGGCGUCGCUACCACCCAGCUUCGACCGGCUGCUCAAUGGCACCAGGACGCCUGGAGGAUCCGUCGCGAGCGGAAACGGCAGCGUACGGUAUUCCGGGUUGGACGAGCGGGCGCUCUCGGCUCCACUCCCCCGGAAGAGCGAGUCUCAACCAAGCUCGUACUCACAGGACAGCGGCAGCGAGAGCGAUAGCUCGGAGGACGAUGGACUGCCUCAGCCGUCCAGAUCUUACGCGCAGCAAGUGCAGGAUGAAUACGAGAACGGGGAGAGAAGCGUGGAUGAGGGUCGGUCCAGCCGGUACGCCAAUGGCCCACUUAUACCCCGCAAAGACCCGCGGCGGAACUCGAUGAGUCCUCAGACGCAGUAUGCUCCGGGCUUCCCAUCGAACGGUCUGCAGCGGGGAGCACUCUCGCGGUCAGGCCACUCGGAGUACUCGGGCGAGUACGACGAGCCGCAGACAUACGACGACUCACCGCCGUACAGCCGUCCUCCGUCCCGUUCGGCUUCCGUCAUGUCCCGCGCCCUGUCUCCUUCUGGGACUAUGCGGCCCGGCUCUACCGGCGCCUUCCCCCGUCCCGCCUUCCUCGAUCCCGACGUCAUCACCAUCCUACCCGAAAUGACCGUCGAGGACUCGGAACGGCUGUACCGCGCCCCAUCGCCGUCCGAGACGGACGCGGCAUCUCGGCGCAGGAGUUUCAAGGCGAUGAGCGCUAUUGGGCGGUCCAAGACCCCCAGCCAGGCCGGGGAUGCGCAGUCUAUCAGGCGGCCGGCGAGCUCGGUGGGGUUCAGGCGGGACGAUGAGGAGCUGGAAAGAGGAAGUAGGAGGGCCAAAUCGGUCAUGGGCUUCCGAGGCGGUGAUCGUGGCGAAGGGAGCAAGUGGGAGGGAAGCUCUUAUGGCGAUGGGGUAUUGAUGCAGUCUGACGGGCUGGGCGAGUCCAGAGCUGGUAGCUACAAUACGAUGAUUCUCCCCGCUGGCGCUUUUGUCCCAUCCGACCCGAACCGGAAACGUACAUCUAUGAUCGACCCCCGCGUCCUCGGCCUCCCACAUACCACCAUGGCCACGCUCUGCCUGUCCCACUCUGCGCAUAGACUCCCGAUGACCCCGGUUCAUUUGCGCGGAAACCUUCCGCCCCCUGUAGACUUUACGUCGCAUAUCAGGCCACCGUCCAAAGUCGGCAACAGGGAGAUUCUUGUUCAGGUGUAUGCGGUAGCGGUGGAUGGACUGGAUAUACGGACGGUGGAGGAGAAGGGGAAAGGGGAGGUUGGCAAGUGGGUCCCGGGGAGGAGUUUCGUCGGGCGGUGUCUUGGGGUAGGGACGGAGGAGAAGGAGAUUGUGAGAGGAGAGCUGGUUGUGGGGUUGUUGAAUGUUCGAAAGAGCGGAGCCCUAGCAGAGUACAUUGCCUGCGAUCGACGGCACCUAUCCCGCGCUCCCCACCCUACCACGCUCACGCUGGAACAACUCGCCCUUCUCCCGCUCUUUGGGAUCCCCGCUACCCGCGCCGUACGCGGAAACCUCACUCGCGGCGCCCGAGCACUCAUCAUGGACCCGCACGAAGGCGUCUCCGCUCUGAUCUGCCAAGAGAUGAGUCGGGCAGGCGUAAAUGUCACCGCGCUCAUCGGGGGUGGGGACGCGCACCAUGAUGCCCAGACGAGAUGUCUACAGAAUGGGGCAAGAGGCGUAUUGACGGGUGCGCCGGCGGCGGUGAUGCUGGGUCUGGAUGAGGAAGGGUGGGAUGUUGUGGUGGAUACGAAAGGGACGCAGAGGGUGUAUGAUGCUGCUCGUCGGAUGCUCAAGGAUGGUGGCAAAAUCAUCUCCCUCGCUGGCGCAGACCCAUCCCUCUCCGCCCCACCCGCGUCCAAACCAUCCGGCUUCAAGACGCUCCGCCAAGCCUUCUCUCGCCGGAAAAAUAGCAAAUACAUACACUUCACCCAUGUACUCCCAGCGGGCUCGGGCGAGGCGGAGGUAGAUACUUCCGGAAUGGACGUGAGGGAUGUGCUGGACGAGCCGCGCAUGGCUGGGUUUAGACCGGUACUGGAUGAAGAGAGGGUGUGGGCUUUUGAAAGGGGGAUGGAGGCCUUUAGGCUUACGAAGGGACAUGAGGGCGCAGAAGGGGCGGAGGGGGCGGAGAGGGGUACGGGGGCCGGAGUGGGGGUGGUGAGGAUCAUCAAUUGA